Messenger RNA from Prorocentrum cordatum, 471 nucleotides. Lineage: Eukaryota; Dinophyceae; Prorocentrales; Prorocentraceae. The record is from the annotation of a GenBank genome assembly.
AUGGCGUCGUCGUGUCCUCAAGUGCUGGGCUACAAUGUGGAGAGCCGCAUUGCCCUGCUGGGGGCGGCGGGCUUCGACCGCAAGGUCGUGCUCAAGAUGGCGUCGUCGUUUCCUUCAGUGCUGGGCUACGAUGUGGAGAGCCGCAUUGCCCUGCUGGGAGCGGCGGGCUUCGACCGCAAGGCCGCGUUGAAGAUGGCGUCGUCACAUCCUCAAGUGCUGGGAUACGAUGUGAAUAAGAACAUUCUGCCUAAACUGAACUUUUUGCAAGCGGCCCAUGUUGAUGUUACAGACAUCACGUCGCACCCGAGGUACUUUUCAUUUUCGCUGGAAGGCAGGAUUAAGCCAAGACUGUUAGCAUUGCAAGGUCUUGGUCUGCUGCCACAAACAAGUGGCGGCGUGUGUUCUUGGUUGGUGCUCUGCGACGCAAAGUUUUUCAGACGGACUGGCCUUGCGCGCGGAGUGAGGAUGUAG